Molecule: messenger RNA, 539 nt
Organism: Drosophila virilis
Lineage: Eukaryota; Metazoa; Arthropoda; Insecta; Diptera; Drosophilidae
Product: endocuticle structural protein SgAbd-6
Cellular component (GO): chitin-based extracellular matrix
Molecular function (GO): structural constituent of chitin-based larval cuticle
Source: RefSeq, a predicted model, not a curated record
AGUACGGUAGCGUGUCGUGAACUCUUGAUUUGAAAUACGAAAAAUAUUACAAAAAAAAACUAUUGAAAAAUGCGUGGUAUCAACGUUUGUGUCUUCGUCCUGAUCGGUUUUCUGUUCCUGUGCAGCAGCCAAGCGGCGCCGCUGGAUGACUCACAGCAGGCAACAAUUUUGCGUUACGAUAACGAAAAUAUCGGCACCGAUGGCUAUAACUUUGCCUACGAGACAAGCGAUGGCGUCACACGCCAGGAGCAGGCGGAGCUGAAGAACGCCGGCACCGAACAGGAGGCGCUCAGCGUGCGCGGCUCCGUCAGCUGGGUGGCACCUGAUGGCCAGACCUAUACGCUGAACUAUAUUGCCGACGAGAACGGUUUCCAGCCACAGGGUGACCAUUUGCCGCACAACUGAAGCAGUCACAAAUGGAUCAUUGGCUCGGACUAAGUAAUCAGUAUUUUCUUGUAUAAUAAAAUAAAACAAAAGAGGUCUCUAGUCGGGAGUGCACGACUAGGGUAUACCUUGAACCUUCUUCUACCAACACCAAA